AUGUCGGGCGACAAGCGACGCUGGUCAAGCAAUUCUCGCCACACGGCGGGGAAAAAAAGCCGCAGAGACAACGCAGCAGAUGGCUGGCACCAGCAGCAGCGCCGGCGGGAGUGGCAGCAGCGCAGGCGGCAGCGGCAGCAGUGUCCAGCCGCCGCGCACGCUGCCCCCGACGCCACGCUUCAAGAGCUUCAGUUCGUCUUGCCUGCACAGUCCGACGACCGAGCUGCACACGUACUCGGACGUGUCGCCCACGGACUUGGCGGCCACGCCCACGUGGCAGGAUCGGCCGACGUCUCGCUUCGUGUUCUCCAUCUCGCCGCCCAGGGCCUCCUCGUGCCUGGGCAACCAGAGCCGCAAGAGUACCGGCCCCUGUGCGCGUCGUCCGGCGACGGCGAACGUGCCAGGGGUGGCAGGGGUGUGCGUGGAGGAGGACUCGGCACAGCGACCAAGGAGGAAGAAGAGGAGGACGUUAGCCGGAAGGCGCGCUGGAUCAUCAUUACCACCGCCGUGUCGCUCUUUGUGAUGAGUGUGCUCCUCGUGGGCAUCAUGCUCCGGCUGGCACCCGUCAUCGACGACCUCGGUGAGUAG
This is a messenger RNA of Rhipicephalus microplus (southern cattle tick), 588 nucleotides long. RefSeq lists its product as uncharacterized. The record is from RefSeq and is a predicted model, not a curated record. NCBI's taxonomy places the organism in Eukaryota, Metazoa, Arthropoda, Arachnida, Ixodida, Ixodidae.